Psylliodes chrysocephalus is the source of this 668-nucleotide messenger RNA. The record is from the annotation of a GenBank genome assembly. NCBI's taxonomy places the organism in Eukaryota, Metazoa, Arthropoda, Insecta, Coleoptera, Chrysomelidae.
UGCUUAAGUUCUUGGGAAUGUAUUUUUUAAAGGAAAAACUAAAACAAAAAAUUUAUUGGUUUGUAGUUAAUUUUCCACUUGUAUUUGUUAUCAACUUAGCCCAAACAAUCAACUUAUUUUAUUUGGGGUCCAAUUUAAAGGAUAUAGCUAGAUCUGGUUAUAUAGUAGCCAUAUGCUGUAUGGCAAGUAUUAAGUCAUUUUAUUUUUUUAAUCACAGGGAAUUACUUACAAGUAUGGAAAAUGAGUUAAAUAUUGACAAAUUUCAACCAACAGAUCACAAGGGUUAUAUAAUAGCUACAAAAACUUUACUUGCUUACAAGAUGAUAAAGAGAAUACUUUUCAUUUUAUGUUCAUUCGCUUUACUUGGAUGCUUGGCUAGGCCAAUGUUUAUUAAAGGAUCGGAGCAAAUACUGCCAAUGGCUUCUUGGUAAGUAUAAAGCAAUAUAUUAAAAAUGGGACACAAAAUAACUAAAAAUGUUUUCUUUAAAAAUAAGACAAACGAAACAUGCUUAGAUAAAAUAUUACUAGUUUCCAAAAUACGGGGUAUUAAAGUUAAUAAUUUAAAAAUGAUUAAUGGUAUAUUUAUUUUUAUUUCUCAGUAAAAUUUUACUAAAUUCGGUAGACUUUUUCAUAUACCUUUCAAUAAAACCACCAGUGGCAUACGGUAU